CAUACAAACACACACUCGCGCGCUCACAGUAGUAAGUUAGCUGGAGUAUAAUCGGGGCCUUCACACAUCAAUUCAACAAACAUGUCCGCCCCGGGUGCAGAUGGCUCUGGCUCUGCAGGAAGUAACCGCAGGCUUCAGCAGACUCAGGCACAGGUGGAUGAGGUGGUGGACAUCAUGAGGGUGAACGUCGAUAAGGUCCUGGAGCGAGACCAGAAGCUCUCUGACCUGGACGAUCGUGCCGAUGCCCUGCAGGCCGGAGCUUCCCAGUUUGAGACCAGCGCCGCCAAACUCAAGAGGAAGUACUGGUGGAAGAACGUCAAGAUGUGGGCCAUUUUGAUAGCCGUGGUUGUGAUCAUCAUUAUCGUCAUUAUUGUCUGGACGCAGUCAUCAUAAUAAUGCAAUACAGAGAUGAAUACUGGUUCUGAAUUGAGGGAGAGUUUAGGAUAUGAAGGAGUACCGACUUCAGAAAGAAAAGAGAAUGAAUGAGUGCUCUUCCAAUGAGUUCUAACCUGCUGAUUUUCAAAAGCAUAUAUUGUAAACUAUCCUCAAUUGUUUGUUUUUUUGUUUUUUUUCUGUUUUUUUAGGUUUUGUUUUUAAUUGAAUAAGAUUUGAAUAAGUUCCAAAAUGCCUAAUAAUUUCCAAAUACAUCUAACACACUCCUCCGUGCAAACCACAGAACAAGGGCUGACUAGAUAGUGUACAAGUUACAAAAUGAUCCAAAACCAUUGUAUGUUAAUAUGAGAAACAUUUCACUAAUAUUUGAGGCCAAAACAUGCUGACCAAAAACCAGGCCAAACUUGGUUGAAAGCCAUUUUGCCAACAUCUCAUAUCAUUGAUGAAUCCCUCAUGGACUCUUUUAGUGAGCGGCCGUAACCAGACACUCUAGUUUUGGCCGUGUCUGAGUUUUUCAGUGCCAACAAGACACACGAGCCUUUCCUGAACAACCACAGUCAUGCCAUCAGUGCCUGGAGAUAAACUCCACUGCCAUCCCGUAACAACCGAGAACUUUACUCUGAUUUCACUCAGAAUAUCUGCACAGAAAAAUGCUAUAUAUAAGCUUGAGAUAUUAAUGAAAGAUUAAAGUGGUAAUUCACUUAUAAUUUAACUGCAUCAUUUGUAUUACCUUGUGUAGAAAUAGUUUGCUUGGAAAUAUCUUAGCCUAAUCAGAUUUCAGUAGUAUUGAUCGAUUUUUGGUGGGGUUUUUGCUCACGUGCCAAAACAUUUUAUGUUUGUCUGAGCUUUUUUUUUUGUAUGUAUUUCUUUGUCUCACAUGUGUAUAAAUUGUUACCAAGUGCAAUUCUAUACUGUGGCCUUACUAACUUAAGUGUGUUGAAUUGCCCGUGUUGGCUCAAUAAAACUGAUUUAACAUCC
This is a messenger RNA of Pimephales promelas (fathead minnow), 1371 nucleotides long. RefSeq names its product vesicle-associated membrane protein 3 (cellubrevin) (gene vamp3). The record is from RefSeq and is a predicted model, not a curated record. NCBI's taxonomy places the organism in Eukaryota, Metazoa, Chordata, Actinopteri, Cypriniformes, Leuciscidae. Gene Ontology annotation, cellular component: membrane. Gene Ontology annotation, biological process: vesicle-mediated transport.